GCGCGACCACCCCCCCGUUCCAGCUAGCAGCCCGCCGGCGCGCGUGGUUGCAUGGCUGCUGUUCGCGUUGCUCCUCAGCAGGCUCCCCGCAAGGUUGGGUGCCUCGACUAGGUAAUUAGUUGGUCGGCCGGCCGGCCUAGGUGCACAGGCAACCGUUUUUGCGCGCGCUUACGGGAGGAUCGGAGAGGAGAGCUCUCCAUCUCCCGGCGGCCCAUUCGCGGAGAAUUGAAGAAGCUGAUCGCCGUCUUGUCGCUCUCUCUCCGCCCUGCUCCCGGGGCCGAGAGGGGCGGAGAGGAGGCCACGUCGGGAGCCGGCCGGAGGGACAGAGAGGCCGAUUAAGCUGGCGGACGGAACGAUGGCGAGGAGCGGCGGUGGGGUGGAGGCAGGCGGCGGGUUGAAGAAGGGGCCGUGGACGCAGGCGGAGGACAAGCUGCUGGUCGACCACGUGCGCCGGCACGGGGAGGGCAACUGGAACGCCGUGCGCCGCGAGACGGGGCUCCAGCGCUGCGGCAAGAGCUGCCGCCUCCGGUGGGCCAACCACCUCCGCCCCAACCUCCGUAAGGGCCCCUUCUCCCCCGAGGAGGAGCGCCAGAUCCUCCGCCUCCACGGCCUCAUCGGCAACAAGUGGGCGCGCAUCUCCUCGCACCUGCCCGGGAGGACGGACAACGAGAUCAAGAACUACUGGAACACGCGGCUCAAGCGCCGGCAGCGCGCGGGCCUCCCGCUCUACCCGCCGGACAUCGAGCAGGAGAUCGCGCUGCUGCGCGCGCAGAACGUGAACCCGCUCGCCGACGCCGACGGUAACGCCAGCGCCAGCGCCAGCGGCAGCUUCCCGCCGCCGCUCCUCUACGACGCGAGCAACCCGUUCGCGCUGCCGCCGACCGUGCCGUCGCCGUCGCCGUCGCCCUCGGGCUCGUACUCGCCGCUGAUGAUCAACCAGAACUACCCGCUCCUGAACCAGAUGCAGGGGAUGCAGCAGGCGUUCCACCACCACCUCGCCAGCCAGCAGUCGCCGCAGCCGGUGUUCCACCAGGCAGACGGCGGCGCCGCCGCGCUCGGCCACGUCGGCUUCGUCUCCUCGGGCCAGCCGCCGCUGCCCACCAGACAGCCGCAGGCGGCGGAGCUCCCUUCGAACCAAUUCGACACCUCCAGCAGCUGCAGCGGCGGCGGGCUGCUCGAGUCGCUGCUGCUCGGCGACGACCGCCUGCCGCGGCACCACCCGACCAUGGUCAAGGUCAGCUCCAUGCCCGCGCUCUCGUACCGCGAGCCCGUCUCCAGCAGGCUGCCCGUCCACGGCGCCGCCGGGAGCGACAGCGACGGCACCUCGCACUGCCUGCCGGGAGAGGACAUGCACCAUGGCGCGACAUGGAACUUCACCUUCGAGGACGUGAAGCCGAUGAAGAGGAGGACGCCGAGCGAGGCGGGGAUCGCCGACAUGUUCGGCGUCGCCGCCCCGGGGUCGGUCCCUGGGGAGUGGUUCGGCGCCUGCGGCGGGUCGACGGCGCCGUCGCCGGGGCCGUCGUCGGCCGUCACCGACGAUGAGUUCAGCCUGGAGAUGCAGCAGUUCAUGUCAUUGCUACCACUGUCAAUUGACGAGCACAGCUGGAACGCGUGACCUGGAUAAAAUGGAAGCCGGAAAAAUGUAGAGCAUGUAUUUGCUUUUGCGAGAACAGUGUACGCAUUGUUUUUGUAAUGAGCC
This is a messenger RNA of Panicum virgatum (switchgrass), 1699 nucleotides long. Its product is annotated as transcription factor MYB36-like. Bases 356 to 1615 code for a protein of 419 amino acids. Gene Ontology annotation, molecular function: catalytic activity. The record is from RefSeq and is a predicted model, not a curated record. Lineage: Eukaryota; Viridiplantae; Streptophyta; Magnoliopsida; Poales; Poaceae. The transcript is spliced from 3 exons.